Molecule: messenger RNA, 18048 nt
Organism: Brenthis ino (lesser marbled fritillary)
Lineage: Eukaryota; Metazoa; Arthropoda; Insecta; Lepidoptera; Nymphalidae
Source: the annotation of a GenBank genome assembly
AUGACGACGGAGACCGCGACGCCGAAUCAGGCGGACGCCAGUACCGCGUUCCUGCGUGCGGCGCGCGCGGGGCAAAUUGAGAAGAUCAUCAGUUUGUUGGAGCAAGGCGUCGACAUCAAUGUUAGCAAUGCUAACGGCCUCAACGCUAUCCACCUGGCCUCCAAAGAUGGCCAUGUAGAAGUGGUACGUGAGCUGUUAGAACGGGGUGCAGCAAUCGAUGCUGCUACCAAGAAAGGCAAUACUGCUCUGCACAUUGCAUCUCUGGCUGGACAAGAACAUGUUGUCAAGCUACUAGUGCAAAAUGGAGCCCAAGUCAACAUUCAAUCCCAGAAUGGAUUUACACCCUUAUACAUGGCGGCCCAAGAGAACCAUGACGGGGUCGUCAAGUUCUUGCUGGCUAAUGGUGCGAACCAAAGCUUGGCAACCGAGGAUGGAUUUACGCCUUUAGCUGUAGCAAUGCAACAAGGGCAUGAGAAAGUAGUCGCAGUGCUAUUAGAAGCCGACACUCGCGGCAGAGUGCGCUUGCCCGCUUUGCACAUUGCCGCCAAGAAAGACGAUGUCAAGGCUGCUAAUCUGCUACUUGAGAACGAACACAACCCCGAUGUCACAUCGAAGUCUGGCUUCACGCCGCUGCACAUCGCGGCUCACUACGGCAACGAGGCCGUCGCGCGCUUGCUGCUCGCUAAGGGCGCGGAUGUUAAUUGCGCUGCGAAGCAUAACAUUUGUCCCUUGCAUGUUGCUGCUAAAUGGGGAAAAGACAACAUGGUAGCCCUACUUUGCGACCAUGGUGCUAACGUAGAAUCCCGUACGCGCGACGGCCUCACCCCCUUGCACUGUGCCGCGCGCUCCGGGCACGAACGCGUGGUCGAGGCCUUACUGGACCGGGGCGCACCUAUUACUAGUAAGAGUAAGAACGGCCUCGCCCCCCUGCAUAUGGCGGCGCAAGGCGACCACUCAGAGGCGGCGCGCGUGCUGCUCUCGCGCAGAGCGCCCGUCGAUGACGUCACCGUGGACUACCUCACAGCGUUACACGUCGCUGCCCACUGUGGACACGCUAAAGUCGCCAAGUUGUUACUGGAUAGAAACGCUGACGCUAAUGCUCGAGCUCUAAAUGGAUUCACCCCACUACACAUUGCCUGUAAGAAGAACAGGAUCAAAGUUGUGGAAUUGUUACUUAAAUAUGGAGCAAGUAUCCAAGCAACGACGGAGUCUGGACUAACGCCACUACACGUGGCCUCCUUCAUGGGCUGCAUGAACAUCGUCAUCUACCUGCUGCAGCACGAGGCAAACCCCGACGUGCCCACGGUGCGCGGAGAGACGCCACUGCAUCUCGCAGCAAGGGCUAAUCAGACAGACAUAAUCCGCAUACUCCUCCGCAACGGCGCGGCGGUAGAGGCGAAGGCGCGCGAGCGACAAACGCCGCUGCAUAUUGCGUCGCGUCUCGGCAAUGUGGACAUCGCGGUACUGCUGCUGCAGCACGGUGCCGACGUACGCGCACACACUGCUGACCAUUAUAACGCGCUGCAUAUUGCUGCUAAGCAACAUAAUCAUGAUGUCGCAGCAGCACUGAUAGAACAUAAUGCUCCUUUGACUGCUACAACUAAGAAAGGAUUUACUGCAUUACAUUUAGCUGCCAAAUACGGAAAUCUUAAGGUGGCCAACCUGCUGCUGGCACAUGGCGCAUCGCCGGAUCAGGCGGGCAAGAACGGUAUGACGGCGUUACACGUGGCGGCGCAGUACGACCAGCACGCUGUCGCCAACACGCUGCUGGAGAAAGGCGCGGAUGCUAAGGCAAUAGCAAAGAACGGGCACACCCCACUGCACAUCGCGGCGCGCAAGAACCAGAUGGAGACGGCGGCGACGUUGCUGGAGUACGGCGCGCUCACCAACGCGGAGUCCAAGGCCGGCUUCACCCCGUUGCAUCUCGCCGCUCAACAGGGCCAUACGGAAAUGUGCUCUCUGCUCCUCGAGCAUGACGCAGAGGUGGACCAGCAAGCCAAGAACGGCCUCGCCGCUCUGCACCUGGCCGCGCAGGAGGAUCGCGUGUCGGUCGCUCAGCUCCUGGUGAAGAAUGGUGCUGAGGUUGACAUCUGCACUAAGGGGGGCUACACACCGCUACACAUCGCCAGCCACUACGGACAGGCUAACAUGGUGCGCUACUUGCUGGAGAAUGGUGCCUCAGUCAAGGCUCAAACUUCCCAUGGCUACACCGCGCUUCACCACGCCGCGCAACAAGGACACAUCAAUAUCGUCAACAUUCUCCUCGAGCAUAAAGCAGAUGCUAACGCGACUACAGUUAACGGCCAAACGCCUCUUGACAUAGCGUCCAAACUCGGUUACGUGACAGUGAUGGAGACGUUGAAGGAAGUGUCCGAGCCGUCACUGGCGGUCGCCGCCGCCGACAAGUACAAGGUUGUGGCGCCCGAGACCAUGCUCGAGACCUUCAUGUCGGACUCUGAAGAGGAAGGAGGUGAAGACACGAUCCUCAACGACCAGCCGUACCGCUACCUGACGGCGGACGAUAUGAAGUCGCUCGGCGACGACUCGCUGCCCAUAGACGUGACGAAGGACGAGCGCACCGAGUCUGCCAUGAGCCAUAAGAAUGUUAUGGAGAUAUCUCAAGGCUCAGUAAACGGCAUGCCGUACCAGCCACAGCAGGAGGUGGUGGUAAAGAGCAUCAGCCGCUACAGCGCGGCGGCGCCCGAGGGAUACUGCUACAACGUAGACCCCACACAGCCCAAGAAAAAACUACAGUGGAAAAAUUUCCUAGUAUCGUUCCUGGUGGACGCGCGCGGCGGCGCUCUGCGCGGCAGUCGCGGCGGCGGUGUGCGCGUCAUCGUGCCGCCGCUCUCCGCACAACAGCCGACGCGCAUCACUUGCAGAUAUUUGAAACCAUCACGCAUCAAUCACAUGCCACCCCUGAUGGAGGGAGAGGCGCUAGCAGCUCGCGUUCUAGAAAUGGGACCAGUGUCUGCAAAAUUUUUAGGGCCAGUAAUACUGGAAGUACCGCACUACGCGUCGCUACGCGGCAAGGAGCGUGAGAUCGUCAUCCUUCGCUCUGACAACGGCACGUCGUGGCGCGAGCACAGCGCCGACGCGACCGAUGACGUCGUGCAGGACAUACUGCAUGAGACCCUGGAGAUAGAAGAAACAAACGAAGAAGACAAGGGUUGGGACGCGCCGCGCGUGACUCGCAUCCUCACGCACGACUUCCCGCAGUACUUCGCGGUGAUCUCGCGUAUCCGCCAGGAGGUGCACGCCAUUGGACCUGAAGGUGGCAUGGUGUCGAGCUCGGUGGUACCGCAAGUGCAAGCCGUGUUCCCUCACGGAGCCCUCACCAAGAAGAUCAAAGUGGGCCUUCAGGCGCAAAUAAUAGAUUCGGAGCUAACAGCUAAGUUGCUCGGUCGAGGGGUGGCGGUAUCGCCGGUGGUGACGGUAGAGCCGCGGCGGAGGAAGUUCCAUAAAGCCAUAACCCUGAGCAUGCCGGCGCCGCGUCCGCAUACGCAGGGCAUGACCAACCAAUACAGUACAUCAUCAGCCCCAACUCUUAGACUACUCUGUUCUAUCUCAGGAGGAACUAAUCGGGCUCAUUGGGAGGAUGUGACAGAAAAUACACCAUUAACGUUUGUAAACGAUUGCGUUUCGUUCACUACUACUGUGUCUGCUCGAUACUGGCUCAUCGAUUGUAGACACGUGGAAGAUGCUACUAAAAUGGCAACUGAAUUAUACAGGGAGGCAAUCCACGUACCGUUUAUGGCUCGUUUCGUCGUUUACGCAAAAAGAACAGAUGAGUGCCAAGCUCAACUACGAAUGUUCUGUGUCACUGAUGAUAAGGAAGAUAAGGCUCUAGAGAGAAUUGAAAGAUUCAUACAGGUGGCGAAAAGUCGCGAUGUUGAGGUACACGAAGGCAAACCCGUUUAUCUUGAAUUCGGUGGGAAUCUCGUGCCAGUUGCAAAAUCUGGUGAACAGCUAUCAAUACCUUUCCGAGCAUUUAGAGAGAACCGAGUUGCGUUCCCGGUAAUGAUAAAGACCCAAGACUUGGAACCGAUGUGUCGAUGCCAAUUUAUGAGAGAUCCAAAAGUUCCGAAAGGCGAACCUUCGCCUACACCUAUUGCGGUACUGAAUAUAAUGGUACCAGAAGACUUACCAGUAGAAAGAACUUCACCGUUACCAGCGGACAUGGUGCCGAGACGUACUGAGGAGCAAGAGUUGAUUUGGCGUCAACGACUUAGUGACCCCAGGUUGGAAGAUAUUUGUAAUUUGUUAGGUAAGGAUUGGGUUGCGCUCGCUUACGAGCUGGGCGUAAGUGUCGCGACCGUCAACCAGAUACAGGCAAAGAGGAUCUCUGCGGCGGAACAAGCUCAGUUGAUGCUAAAGUUAUGGAAGACUCAGUCGGGGACUAAGGCUCAAGACAAUUCAUUGGAGUUAGCACUAUGUCGCAUUGGAAGAGACGAUAUUAUCGCACCGCAAUCGGAACUAACAAAUGAACGAAGAAUUCAAAGAAAUAUAUACCAAGAGAGACAAGCUUCGGAAGAAAUUGAAGCGUAUAAAGCUGAAGAAGACAAUAAGCUAAAAGAAAGUAUUUAUGAUGAUAGUGAAAUCGAAGAAACAACAAGAACAGAGGACUUAGACCAAGACGAAGCUAAAUAUUCACCCGAAGAAAAAUCUGUAGAAAAAAGCGAAAUGGAUAGGACACCUACACCGAGUGAAGAAAGUGAAGAAGAUGAGGAUGUAAAACGUAGUGUGGCAGAGAGGAAAGAACAAAUAACAAAAAAGUUAAGUUGUAGCAAAAUACCAUCAUCGAAACAGAAAAAAGAAUUACGCGAAGAAAUUAUAGAAAUAAAAACGCAAAUUAAGCCAGACAUUAAAAAAUUCCAGGACAUCGAGCAACAGGCAAGAGCUGAAUCAAAAUUGGAACUUGUUCGCCCUAAAAGCUCACCAUCAUCAGAAAGAGUUGAUGUAGAUGGCGAAAAAGAAACUGAAGUACGUAAAGAAAUCGUUAAAGAAAAGAAGGAGGAAUUAAAACAAGAAAGGGCAGUAGAACAAUUUAGAAAAUAUGACCCGUCAUCGCCAGGCAAACCUACACCCAAGCAUUUGCAAAGACAUAUGCGUAAUGAAUCCAUGAGGUUCCCCUCCGGUGAUUUCUCUAACGUAACCAUUACCCCAAGAAAAUCUAUCACAGUUGAAACAUCAGAAACAAAGCACACAACAUUUGAAACUAAAACUGACACCUUUACAAAAGAAAUGAUUUCGCAAAAAGAAAUAGACAGCGCACGGUUAGAAGAAAAAUUAGACGAUGGUGAUAGAUCUCCUGAAUUAGUAACAGAAGAUUCAAAGGAUAUGGCGGAAGCACCAUUAAAAGAUAAAAUAAAUGCUUUUGAAAUAAAAAUAUCAAAAGAACCAACAAUCGAACCGUCUAAAACUAUAAAGCUUACCAAGGAAGCACUAAAACGACAUACACAAGAACAAGAUCAAGCGUUGGAAUAUACACAAGCGUUUGUUAGAGACCAAUCAAAGCAAAUAUCAAGUACAGAAACCCAAAUAAUUGUUAUUGAAACAAACAAGCAAAUCGGCAGUGUAAAAUCUGUCAAGGAGACGAUACAACAUUUUGAUUCCAAGAUUAAACUCGAUGAUAAACCAAAACAAUUCCCUAAAGCUAUGAGAACUGACUCCACAUUAGUACAGGUAUCAUCAGAAGAAGACAGUGAAUUUUUAAAGAAAUCCACAGACUCAGAAACGGAAACAGAGUCCCAAACAACUGUUAAAGUUGAAAAAGAUAAAAAAUCAAAGUUCGAAAUUACUAAACAUUCAUUUGAAACUCGUACUGAUCUUAAAGAUUCAUUUGACUUAAAACCAAAAGACAGUGUAAAGGAUACAAAGAAAGACGAUGAUGACAAAAAAGAUGAUCAAGCUGUGAUUAUAAAAGAGCAAAAACUUGAAAAGCAAUUGACCGAUGAACUUCGGUUACAAGUUAGUGAAGAAGAAAUAUCAGAAGCGUUAGAAGAAAAAGAUGUCUCAGUUGAUGACAAAUUAAAGGAAAAGAUUGAAACUCAACACUCAAUAGCAAGCACAAAAUCUGAUAUUAGCAAACACACUAAAACUGACUCUGUUGGAUCAGACUUACAAGAUGUUCCAGGCCGAAAGAUCUCCCAGGAGUCACCUUUACCGUCUGGAAUUGAUAAAACCGAUUCCUAUGCGGAUUUACAACAGAGUACAGAGAAGGAUGUAAGCUUUGUAUCGCAGACUGAGUCUAAGAUAUAUUCAAAGGAAUCUAAACAUAGAAGCGAUUCAUUAGAUGAAGCUUCGCAGUUUUCAGAUUUAGAUGACCAGAUGGGAUUAAGUCCUGCACACAGACCGACAGAUAAACAAAUUAAUGAAGAAAAAAUAGUAGAAACUGAAGAAAAAUUAACUCGUAUAACAGAAGAAGCCAGACAUGAGACUCUUGAAUUUUUGAAAUUUGAAAGUGAACAUAGUGCACAAGUCCAUGUAUCUUCACUAACAGCUAAAGAACCCGAAAAGGUCGUUACCAAAGAAUCACCUGUCAUCAGUGCUAAAGCACGCCAGUUUAUCGAAACAGUUCCUGAAGAUGAUUCUGUACAAGAAUGUUUCUUUUCUAAACGUAUUUACUCAGAUUCAUUGGAAGACUCAGAUCAUACAGAUUCCAGACGUCAUUCUGAAGCAGAUUCUUUAAAAUCAGAUCAGUCUGAUAUCAAAGCCAAAAUAUCGUCAUCUGAUUUCGAUGAACGUGCAGAAUAUGAAGGUACAGCUGAUUCUGGAAGUGGUUUUGGUGACGAAAAGUUCGAGGAAAGUAUUGGUUUUACAGCUAUUAAAAUUGACACUCAAGUUUUAGAAUCACAAAAGCAAGACUCAGAUUCGACAUCAACACAAAUAGAUGAAGCAGAAAUAAUAUUUAAGAAAAUGCCACCCAAACGCCACUCACGUACUGAAUCUGUAUCGAUCACAAAGCUUAGUGAUUUAGCGGAUAUAAAAGCAUCUGCCAAACAAGAAUUCCAAAUGUUUGUUACAGAAGCUGAAGACAUAGAUCGAUCAUUUGAUAAAGAUGAACCAUCGGAUAAGAUCUCCUCUGAGAGUAGUAGAGAAAUUGAAAUUUCCGAUCGCAAAUCAUCUGAAGGCAUUUCUGAUAGGAUUAGUUCAGAAGAUGCUGUGACAGAUAAAAAGACUUCUUCCGAGGAGGAACCACUAAAAGAAGAUCAAGUGUUAGACAAAGAAAAGGAAAGAGAACCAACCAAAACAGUAAAAGAAAUAUGUAAAGAAGUCGAAGUAAUCGAUACAAUGUCUAAAGGAGAUACUUUGGAUAAAGUUGAACCAGAUAAACGUCAAUCUGUAACGUCUGUUGGAUCUGGAUCAGUAGGUGAGCUACGCUUAGAUGAGAAACGCUUAUCAGAUGCGUACAGUCUUACUGAAUCAAGAGAUUAUACAUUUGAGGAAUCUGAAGACGACAUUGGAACGCAUGGCACUCAUGUAGAUAUAAUAAAAGAAAAGUUUGAGAGCAAAGAAGAUAUUGAAGAAAAACUCAAAUCUCCUAGCAAGGUAACUGAACCGGGUAAAAUAGCCAAGUUAACUCAUGGAGACUCAUUAGAUGAUGUAGAAGGUUUCCCAGAAGAUCAUGUUACUGAUUAUGUACACAAAUUGCCACAUAUAGCAGAAGUCAGCUUUAUGCCAGAUAAACAAAUUACUGGACAAUUUCUACUUAGGGAACGUGAGGAACAGCUGAAACGUGAACUUGCGUCUGAAACUGUUUUAAGUAAAUAUGCAAAGGAACUCAAAGAAGAUGAUAUUAUUUUUAGUCAACCGGAAAAAGCUAUUACAGCUGAAAUUACGCAAAAAGAAGAUGUGCAAAUAUCAAUACAACCUAAGGAGGUUGUUGAUGUUAAACCUGAACAUGAUACAAAAGAGACGCAUGAAAAAAAAACUACAACGAGUACAGAAUAUAAAUCUGGCGAAUCAGGAGAAAAAAUAAGCAUCACAACAGUUUCUGAUCUUCGUGAAGGCCCAUCGGGAGAAGAAAUUGUACGAACAACUGUAACUGAAACUGCAAAAUUUCCGUCUGGCAGAGAAAAAGUCUCUACUAAAGUAUCUGAAAGUACAAGAAUACACAAAACAGAAUCCAUUGAUAAAUCCAUAAAAGAAACCACUGAGCCUUUAAAAGGAGAAAUUAAAAUUCAUGGUGAAGAGAAAAUUAGAGAAAAAAUCAAAAAAGAUAUUAUUGCACUAGAAACUGAUGAAAAACCAAUGGAUGAAAAGAAAUCUACUACAAGCACAGAAUAUAAAACUGGUGACUCUGGAGAAAAAAUAACCAUCACUACAGUUACAGAUAUAAGUGAUGGGCCAUCUGGAGAAGAAAUUUUACGAACAACUAUAACUGAAACUGUUAAGUAUCCUUCUGGCAGAGAAACUGUAUCUACUAAAGUGUCAGAAAAUAUAAGAUCACACAAAAAAGAAGCUAUCGUAACCCAUUCAAUGGAAUUCUCUGAACCUUUAAAAGGUGAAAUAAAAUCUGAAAGUGAAGACAAAAUGGAAGAAAAGGUUGAAAAAGACGAUGCUAUAACUUGUGAAACAGAGACAAUUGAUGGGAAAAUGGGCGAAAAAAUUUCAAUAAGUACUCGUACAGAAGUUAUAAAUAUUCCAUCAGGUGAUGAAAUUACUAAAACGACUGUUACUAAAACGACAACGUUUCCAACGGGAGAAGUGAAAACCUCUACAAGAGUAUCAGAAUGUGUAAAAACAGUGGAAAAGAGUGAAGUUUUGGAAGAUAUUAAAUUGUCAAAAGACACUAAAGAUGAAAUUUCUUCCGUAGAUUCUACUAGUAAAACGAGGACAAAAAUAGACACUGUGUCAGGGCCUACAGGAGAAGAAAUUACUACAGAAACUGUAACUGAGACAUCUGUAAUGCCAACAGGAGAAAAGAUAAUUAAAACCACUGUAACUGAAACUACGAAAUAUCCAUCUGGAAAAAUUACUAUAUCAAAAAGAGUAUCAGAAGAAAUCGAAUUAAUAGAAGAAGAGGAGGAAAUUGUUACAACAAGCACAUCUGAAGUUGCUGGCCCUGGCUUAGAGGAUAGACUUCAAAAUAUGCUAAUGAAAUCAGAUGAUUUAGCAGACGAGACGCACAUGAAGACUUCAACUAAAACUAAAACCAGAACUGGACCUGGAGGAGAAGAAAUAACGUCAACAACUGUAACGGAAGAGAGUAAAGCUCCUACUGGAGAAGUAAAAAUAAAAACAACCGUGACUGAAGUAACUAAAUAUCCUUCUGGUGAAGAAAGUAUAUCUACCAAAGUAUCAGAAACAAUAAAAUCUUUUGAAAGUCACAUAAGUACAAUUAAAGAAUCAACAUCAGUUAAAGAUGACGUGAUACUUUCAAGUAAAACAUCUGAACCAGUCAUAAUAAAAGAAAAACUUUCCACAAUAAUAGAUCCAUCUCAAGUAUGCGAAACAGAGGAGAGUAAAUUCAUUCCUGACUCAAAAAAAGAUUUUUCAAUUGAUAAACAAGUAACUAAAACUCAAACAUCCAAAGCCGAGCUUGGUGCUGCUAUAGUAAAAAUCCACGACAUAGUUCAAACUAUUGAUAACACUACAGAUGUAGAGGAAUAUCUUUCAAAAGAUGAAUUGAAAGAUGCGCAAGAAAUAACAAAAGAACAGGUUAAACCUGUUAUUGAAGAUAUCCUUCAAAAAGGAACUAUCGUAGCUGCUGCUCGAAGUCCAGUUAUAGAUAAAGACCUUAAAACAAUAAACAAAGAAAUAGUUGAAACAGAAAUGAGAUUCUAUGAUACUAAAGUCCCUCAAAAAGAAGAGAGAAGACAUUCUUGUAUCAGUCCAGCGGUUUCAUUAGAAAGGAUUGCAGAGUCAGAAAGAGAAAUGGAAGAAGAUGUAGUUAAAAAAGAAACAGCACAUUCUUCUAAAGAAGACGAAAUGAAACAGGAAUUGAAAAAGUCUGAUUCAGCUAUGAAACAAAUGGCUGAUAAUAUAGAAAUAAUCAUAAAACAAGCGUCGGAAGACUUAGAUAUAUCAGAAGAAUGCGUUUUAGAAAAAGAAACAUCUAAAGAAUUAGACGGUGAAGUUUCGGUAGACUCCAUUAUAGAGGAAGCAGUUCAUACUGUAGAAAGUUAUCUAGAAAAAUCAGCUGAUGUGAAAACCGAGGAUGUCGAAAUUACAAAAGAAACUGCUACAUUUGAAGAUACGAAAGCAUCAAUGGAAAGGCCUGCCUUAAUAAAGUCCCUUUCAAGAGAUAGUGGAGAAAUAGUAAUUAUGCCUAAAAAGAAACAAGUUAGAACAUUCUCUGUGCAGAGUUCGCCGGAUGAAGUUGAAGAGCAAAUUUACACAGACUCUGAAUCAGAUAUGGAUAAAGCGAAAGUGUUAGAAAUUAUUGAACCUUCCUCUGACGUGGACGGAAAAUUACCUACUUCUAGUUUUGAUAUAAAGAAAAUUCGAACCGAUUCUCUUGAUGAUGCUGAUGAUUUCCCAGAAAAAGAAGCUGAAUAUUUUGAAGAUGAUGGAAAAUAUGCCGAAGGAUCGGAGUCAUUUGUAUCAGACUUUAGACAUGAAGCAGUUCAAGAUUCGGCACCGAGUUCAAGCGCACCACUGGAAUUUGAUGAAAAUAAAGUGGGAGAUAAAUUUACAAAGAAAACUCAUUUUGUUGAUAGCAUUUUACGCAUGGACUUAGUAUCCAAAUCAACAACUGAAUCUUCAGUAACUACUGUGAUAUCGACUUUAACUAAAUCUUCUGAUGAUGACCAAAAGUCAGUUGUGGAAGAUGGCACUUCAGCUGAUUUAUCUAAAAUAAGUGGAGCCGACCUUGUUAAAGAUCCAUCUAAAACAUCAAUGGAUACAAAGGAAGAUUACAGGACGGAUGAUCAAAUUGAAGAUCGAGGCACUCCAGAUUUAUCAAAAAAAUCUAUUGAUCUAACCAAAGAUUAUUCAAAAUCUUCAAUAGAUAGUAAAGAUACUUCUCGAGAUUUUGCAACAAAUGAACUUUCUAAAGAUUCAACAGUUGAUUUAACGAAAGAUUUCUCAAAGGCUUCAAUCGAUAGUGUUAAAGAAAUCUCAAGAUCAAUCGAUGAAAAAACAUUUUCUGAAGAACAUUCGUCAUUUGAUGUCUCGAAAACUUUGGCAUCUGACGUAUCAGAAGACAUUACUAGAAGUAAAGAUAUUGUAGAAGAAGAAAGAUCCACCACUUCCAAGAUAAUUCAUAUUUCAACAAGCUCUUCUCAAGAAACUUCAAUUAUGACAGAAAGUAAAUUAUUCAGUGAACACGAUGAAAAAUCUUUUGAGAAAGUUAAAAUAUCAGAAAUAGAUAUUGUUGGAAUAAAAGAUCAGCUUCUUAAAGAAAUUAGAGAUAAAGGUGAAAGUUUAAAAGAUGAUUUACUUGCAACAGAAACCAAAAAAAUCAUGUUUGAAGAUAAAAAAGAAGAUUCAGAAAUAAAUGAUGAGGUGGAAAAAAGCGAAAAGGAAGACGAAGUACCAGAUAUGAAAGAAUUGAAUAGGAGGUGUUCCAAUUUAUUAGAAGAUAUCUCUUCCCAAGGUGCUCUCAUUAGGAUUGAUUCCAGUCAUGUAACACAUGAUUUAUCAUCAAAAUUUUCAAAAACUCCACCACCUUCACCUGUGGACUUAAUUAUGAAAGAAAGAGCUAAGUCAGACGAUAGUGCAACUGAUAAACAAAGUGGACUACAACCUAAAGGUUCCGAUUCAUCUUUCCUCGAUGCAAGUCGAACUUCUCCUAGAGCAUCGUCGGCUGGAGACAGUAUGUUAAGUGAAACUGAGGCUCACCAAAGCGAACUACUAACAGAAGCCUCUAAAGCUUUAAGUGAAGCCGCUAGGCCGAAGUCGCCAACAAAACAUGUGGCUGAUAAUUUAUCAUUUGUCAAUGUUGAUAAGCCUACUAUAACUAGCGGUGCUAUUGAGCUAGUAGAUCGAACAAUUGAAAAAAGUAUUGACGUAAUUGAUCAAAUUAAGAAGGAGAUGGAGGAAGAAAUACAUAAAUCUACUUCAACAGAUACUUUUUAUUCAGAAUCCAGAAUUGAAACUUCUACCUCUUCUUCAUCAGUUCAUAAAACUAUAGAAGGUUCUCAAUUAAAGUUUCAAAAUAUAGAUCCAGAAGCUGUUAUGUCAGACAUGAUUGCUAAAUUUGGUACUACGAGCGAAUAUAGCACGGUACUUUCUCACAAAGAGACAGAAACAAGAAAAAUAUCAGGACAAGAAUUUUUCACUGAAACGAAACAAGUAUCAUCUUCAGAUGAUGAUUCUUUAAUAAUCAAAACCGAAACGAGCCAUGAAUUACGAGGACAAGAACACGAACUUAAAGAAAAGAUGGUUGUCAAGAGAGAUGGAGAUCAAACAGAAACAUCUGAAAAGAAAAUGGAAAAAGCUCAUGAAGCGACUGCGAAGCGAUCUGAUGUAGAAACCAAAACUUUAUUUAAGAGCACUGAUGAUACGGAUAUAGUCAAAGUAGAAAGAGAAUUUUCUGAACAAGGACUUUAUAGUGGAAGACAAACCAAGUCAGAAGAGAGAAUGACCGCUUUAAAAGACGAAACAGUUAAGAAAAAACAUGAAGUUAAAAUAUCGGAAAGAGAUUUAUCUCACGAACAAUGGGGUAAAGAGUACUUUACGGAACCAGGCGAGUUAGAAGAUAUCAAAGAAGAUGACGAUAUUAAGUCAAGAAUAGCAUUUAUUGAGUCAAGCUUAAAAAUAGUUGAAAAAGAUGAAACCGUUUCUAGCGUUGAAGUAUCUGAGAAAGGCCAAGUAGUAAGCUCAAAGAUAGAGCACUUUAAGGAAGAAUCUGUUAUAGAAAGUAAAGAGCACGAUGAUCUCAGCUCAGAUGCUUCACAUGUUCCUAGUUUUAAAAGUGAAACAGCAGAAAGGCGAGGUUCAUCAGAAGCAAGUCCAAAAAGUAAAUCAAAAUCGUUUAAAAAAGAUGAUGAAGUAUAUGAAGUUGAUUUUAUAAAAGAAAUAAAGAUAUCAACUUCUCCAGUUAAAAGUACAUUCAGUCGUACAGGAAGUCAAGACACUCAUUCUGAGUCUGAAGUAGUACCAGAAUUACCUCAUGAUGAUAAGCUAAGUGAUACACCAAAAAAAGAAAAAAUCAGUAAGUCUCCGAUUAAAUUACCACUUAAUCAAUCAGAAGACUUAAUAUUAGAAGUAUCUAUUUGUAAAGAAGGUUCAAGUGUAAUUGAAGAUUUAACACAGACUACAAUGCCCGAGUCAGAAUCGCUAAUUAAAUCAACUACGGUGACUGACACUACUGAUGAACCGUUGCAAUUAAAAGAAGCUGCUGAAGCUAAAGUUGAUGACAUUAGCUCAAAAACUCUUAAAUUUGGAGACGCAUCCCCUAGUACAGUAGAAAUUUCUGAUGACAUUAGCACAACAUCCAAAGACGUUAUGAUAAAAUCUGGCGAAAGCGUCGAUACUGAAUACAUGGUAAAAUCUUUAGAAUCUCAUGAAGGUGAAGUUUUACAAAAAUCAAUAGAUUCAACAGUUAGUGCUGAAACAUUACAGGCAUCAGAGUUUUCAACAGAGGCUGAUUCAGUUUUUCAUACUGGAACAGAUCAGAAAAAAGAAGAAAUUAAAUUAGUAAAAGAAAAAAGCACUGAAGAUGUAUGUAGUAGUGGCUAUGAUACAGAUUUUUCCUCUGCCGAGUUUCACGGGAUGAAACUUGAGUCUGAAAGGGUAACUUUAGAUUCAUUAAUAUCUACUCAGCCUCUUGCUGACUUAUCAGUUUUAGAAAAAACUAUAGAUGAAGUUAAGCAGUCUUUAGAAGCAGCGCAAGUUGAAAUCAUUAGCGAAAAAAGUGAUGGCAGUAUUAAAUAUAAACAAUCUCCGUCAGAGUUUCAGUUCAAACUUCUAAUUAGUCCAGAUAGACCAGAAGUAAUUAAGGAGGAACCCCAUCAUAUAGAUGAUCAUAGUGAGAAAAUAAUUGCAAUGCCAGAUAAAGAAGAAAAGACAAUGGACAGUCAAAAGUCAGAUAUCGUAUCUCAAAUAGCAAGUUCACAUGAAGAAACUACAUUUUCUGACGAGGAUAAAGAUACAGUUCACCAAAAAGAAUCUAGUCCACCUCUAGAAGCAGAUAUUUCUAUCAGAUCUGAUAGUGGCCCUCAUUCUAUAUUAGAGACAGAGAGUGAUAUUAUUUCCUCUGACAAAAAUGGAUCUUCCAAAGGUAGCCCUGAAGUAAAACUACGAGCUCAUAAACAUAUUAAGUCACAAUUAGGUGUUAUAGAAAGACGAUCAGCAUCAGAUAUCGAAGGCUGGUCAAGCUCUGGAGAGAGUCACUAUCACAGUUUUGAACACUCUGAAAGUAGACCCCUAUCUUCGGAUGUGGAUGUAAUGAUAACUGCUCAAAGUGGUACUGAAUAUGAAACAGCACUUACGAGCCACGAUGUUUCAUCUCAAUCAUUGAGGACAUCAAAAGAUUAUUACACAGCGGGAAGUUCCCUUGCAUCACGAGAUAGCAUGAGAAGUCUGGAUUCAGACGGAUCAAGCCAUGUAGCUAGCAUAGACAUAUCAGAUGCUUCUGAAACUCUGGUACCUUCAGCGAAUGAAUUAAAGGAAGAGUUAAUGGAAAGUAGUACAUAUGUUGAACAAUUUCUUCAUGAGUCCGAAAAAGUGCAAGUUUUGAAAGUAAAAGAAGUAAGUGAUGAGGAUAUAUCUGGAGAAGAUGAUGAGUAUAAGGGUGAUAAUAAUGUUGAACCCGUUGGAAAAAUGAAAAGAUCUCAUGAAAUGCGAUUCCAACCUAAAGAAAUGAUACCUGAACAUUUUCCUUUAGAAGGAACUUCAGAAAGUAUUGAAUUAGAUGAUGACUCUCUAAAAGAUAAAGAAGUAUCAGAUACGACAAUAUCCAGUCAGUUCAAAACCGAUGAAAUUUUAUCAUCUUCAAUAUCCAAAAUUGACGUAUCUUCAUCUCAAUCCCAAUUUGACUUAGAUAAGGAAGAAAUUCAAGAAACAAUUUCAAAAGCUUCCAUACGUACUGAGCAUGCUGUACCAUUUUCUGUUACAAAAAUUGAUAAACCACAAAGAGAGUUUGUUGAUGUAGAAUCUGAAAUUAUACCCGUGGGCUCGGCAGAGUACGAAGAAAUACAGAAGUUUGGCAGUAUAACUACUAAAACUUCAAAAAUAGCUCAUGAUGAUUCAACUAUAGUAAAAACUGUUAUAAAAGAGGAAGAAAGUGUGCCUAAAAGUAAAGCUAGUGAACCAUUGCAAGAAGUCAAAGAAGAAUGUGUAAAGAAAACGAUUGAAGAAAUAAGUACUAUUCCCUUUCCUAUCACAGAAAGACCGCCUAGUCAAAGAGAAUUCGUCGACGUUGAGGACGAUAUUAUUCCAAUGGGUACAAAACAAUAUGAAGAAAUAUUAAAAUCGAAGAGUGAUUCAUCAGUACCUAAGACUAAAGCUGAAAAAUCUGGUUUAAAAAAUUUAGAAGAUCAUUUGGAAAGUAAACAAAGCUCUACAUCAAGUUUAAAAACUAAUGAACAUCUUUCAACCCCACAUACACCUCUAUCAGCACCAAGUCAAAGUUCGUUAUCUACCGAUAAUGGACGAGAAUACGUUCUGGAUGACAUGUACGAUAUCUCAGAAACACCUGAAUUAAAAUCUGAAUUGAUGACGGAAACCAGCAAAUCGGAACUUGUUAUCACAACUGAAGAAAAAACUUUAUAUACUUAUGAAAAAGAACAGGAAUCACCAACUAGCGACGAAUUCGAAAUGGUUGAUAAGCCUAGUGAAAUGGAUGAUUUUGUUGUAAUUGAAGAAGUUGCUAAAGAAGCCGAAGAAACUGAUCCUGAGGGAAAAAGUUUAAAAAUAAAAGCACAAAAAUACGUAAAACGUCAUGACAUUGAAGUAGAGGAAUAUUUAUCAAAGACAUCUAAAAAGCAAGAAAGUAUAAGCAGUGCGUCUGGGUCUCUAUCUGAUGAAGAGCAAUGUGAACUGGAACAAAAACGUCUACAAGCUCAAGAAUUAGCUGAAAUUGAAGCCGGUAAGCGUUGGAUACAAAUGCAGUUUGAAGGUGAUCCUAGGUAUGACUAUGAAAGGAUUCCUUUAGAAGAUAUUAAAGAAGAAGAAAUGACUGAUUUUGAUGCCAGUAGAAUAGGAAGCCUGAGUUCUCAAAAAGAAUCUAUUGGUAGUUAUGGCAGUUUUAGAAAUUCUUAUGGAAGUCUCUCGGAGUCUGAAAUGGCUUCUCGUAUGAGAUUUAGGAUAAAAGGCGAAAACGAUGAUAUUUCUAUUAGUUCGUUACAAGAAUUUGAGAAUCUUGAAAGAGCUCUAAUGGAGCAAUAUCAACAACAUUCUUCAUCAUCUCAAGAUUCUUUAAAUGGAUCUUUGCCUCGUCGAUAUAUCUUAAGUAAAAGCCAGGGAGAUGAUAUAUCAAUAUCAAGUUUAAAAGAGUUUGAAGGGCUUGAAACUGCGUGCCUUGAAGCGUUAAAGGCUGAAUUACUCGCAAAACAAAAGGAAGCUUUAUUACUUGCCGAUCCUAAAGUAGUAAGUGGUAGUUUUCUAGAACAAGAAAAACGUUCCUAUGAUAGCAGUAGUGAAAGUAGUCCACCAUUUAAAAGUGGUAGUCCCGGACAAAAAAGUGGCAGUCCAUCUCAAAAAGGUGGAAGCCCGUCCCAGAAGAUUGGAAGUUAUGGUAGCCCAUCACAAAAAUUUUUAGCUGAUUCGGUAGCUAUUAGAAAAAUUAUUGAUCAACAAUUGGCUUUAGAACAAAGGAUUCAAGAAUACCGACCUAAAAUCAUAACUGUAAAAAAAUUUGAUGACAAAGGUGCCUUUUUUGUGCCAGAACCAGAACCAGGAACAUCAGAACCAAAAACAUGUGAAGUUGUUGAAGAAUGUCAAAAAGCUUCAUCAUUUGUUUGCGCUGCAGCACCUAGUGAUGGUUCAGCUGAAUCUAUUCCAGGAGACUGUGAAGAAAUGAUGAAAAUUUUAGAUCAAGAAGAAAAAUCUAAAAAACAUGAAGACCAAGAAAUACAAACUGAAAGUGAUACAGUAAAAAUAGUGCAAACAACGACUGUAAUACGAGAAAAGUUUACCGAUGACAAACACGUUUUAGAAACCUUUUCAACAAGUGUAGAUGAUGUGCAAGGUAUAGAAAUCCCAGCUAGAUCUCAUUUAUAUGAAGAAAGUACAAUGUCUUUAGGAUCCGAAAUGUCUUCAUCUUUAGCAUCACAGCCCUCAGAAAUGGACAGCUUAAUGACAAUUAUUGAAAGACAUCCAUCUGACAGUGAAGUAGUAUCAUUUUCAAAGCACACAAUAAUAACAUCUUCCGAACGUUACGAAGAUAAACCUGAAGAUUUGGAAUUCUCAAGAGAGGGAAGUGCAAUACGUGAGCUGUCGCCCUCCUCUGGGAGGUCGGUGGCUCACAGUAUUAUCUCCGGCAAACAUUUCACAGAUCCAGCUAGCGGUUCCUGGAGUGGUCAAGAUGAGGAAUUGAGUUCGUCGGGAAGUUUUAGUCGCGCUCGUGCGGAUAUGAUGUUAGGGAGUACAGAUAGUUUAGAAGCAACAAGCUCGAACGCGACCCGAGCAACAUACAAUUAUGAAGUCGAUACUCCUAUGACGGGUAGUCUUACUUCAGGAGCGCGCCCUCCAGGGUCGAACACCAUGGUGUCCUCACUUGACACCUUGGACGCCGUGACGGCAGUUCAGAUGGAAAGUCUAGAACACCAGUCUACAAGUGAACAUUGUUCCCAAGAUCAUGGGGUCCAGGAACCCGAUUCUGAUACUGAAAGAUUGGAGCUCGACAGCCGCAUUCCACGAGCUAAGGAACGUACCAUAAUGUUCGACAGUACGGACACGCUUAGCGCCGUCAGCGGAGAUGGCUCCGUGCGAGAGGCGACGGUGGAAGCUCCCGCUCCCACCUUUUACAUCGGCGAUACGCCUAUUCUUAAAGGAGAAAAACAAGAAGACGAAGAAAAAGAACCUCCAACAUUAUCUGGAAGCUGUCCCGCAUCACUCCCGCCCACGACUCAACCCUCACAACCGAUUCCUGCACAGAGAAGAUCCCUUUCAAUGAUUCCAAAACCGACACGAUCAAGUUUAGAUGAAUCUAAGAAG